GCUUCAAGUGUGCAAGUUCAUGCGCACUCGCCAAGAAAUUGCUUCCAACCGUCGAAACUGGUUUUGAGGCAACCCGGCUGAGGUUACAUAAACCUCCUACUCUUCUUCUUUUUCUUCUUGCAUUUAAUCUCCUUGCAGAACAGUCGGAAGGUUUUUAGCUUCAAACAUCUAGGUGCCAGUGUGUGUGCGAUAUAGGUACCAGCAGGUUAAAGUUAGCCAUGAUCGAGAGUCUGGCACCGCUAUAGGGGCCAACAACACAGGCCACCACCAGGCCAUGGCUGAAAGUCUCAUGGGCUGCAGCUGAAGAAAUUACACUCAAGGGGAAUUAAAACUGCCCUGGCCAGGUUUUGAACCUGACCUAUGGUUUAGAUAGUGAGGAACAGAUGACUUGACUGAAUGACCUAGGAAAAGGGAGAAAAAAAAAUGAUGAUGGACAGCUUUCCCAAAAUUCUGAAACAUGUGACAGAUUACCAGCUGUUGGUUUGGGAAACACUGAGACCGGUCAUCCUUGGCGGUCAAGUCUUGGCUUUGACCUACUUCUUCCUGGCGGCCACGAUAGGCGGAAGGCUCAAGCUGCGCAAGAAGUACAUUGACCUGCUGGACCACGUUUUCAAUUUUGCCAGUUUCACCCUGUCCGAGAGUCCCCAGGAGGACGAUGACGAGGAAUUGGCUUCACUGGAGGAGAAUGAUGAAGGGGUCGUCAUAUCAUCAGAAUCACCUUCAGCUGGUUCAGUUUCAGCAACUGGAUCCUUUAGCUUUCAAGAUGCUAUCCCAUACAUUACAGCUGGGAUGAGGGCUGUGGUCCAGGAUUGUGUGCUCACAAGCUUUACGAAGCCUGAGCUUCAUACCUGGAACAUGCUCUCGAGAACUAUCCGUCGAAGGAACCUCAGGCAAAGUCCUUCUCUGAUAGCAUUUUGGCUGGUUGGUUUCAUCAUCAGAUGGGCUAUUCUGAUGCCUGUGAGAGUUUUCCUCUUCGUCAUCAGCCUUCCAACCCUCGUAGUCCUCUGCCUGGCUGUUGGUUUACUUCCUGACUCCAAGAUAAAGAAGAAGAUCAAUGCUCAAGCUGUCAUGUGGUCAUUUGAUUUUGUAGCAGGAUCUCUCUCUGUCGUAGCAAGGUUCCACAAUACUGAAAAUCGGCCAGCUCACGGCAUUGCAGUAGCCAAUCACACAUCCCCAAUUGAUACAAUGGUUUUGUCUACUGACCAGUGCUAUGAUAUGGUAGGGCAAAAAACUAAAGGUAUACUUGGAGUUUUCAUGACAGCCCUGUCCAGAUCAUCCUCCCACAUUUGGUUUGACAGGAAAGAAACCCGGGAGAGAUCAAAGGUUGCUCAGAUGUUGCAGAGUCACGCACAAGACACCACAAAGCCUCCCAUACUAAUUUUCCCUGAGGGUAUCUGUGUGAACAAUACAGCUGUGCUGCAGUUCAAGAAAGGAGCAUUUGAGAUUGACAGUGUAAUCUACCCAAUAGCCAUUCGCUUUGACCGAAGGUAUGGUGACGCAUUUUGGCAAGAAGAUAAUUUUGGUGGGCACAUCUUCAAUAUGAUGACAUCAUGGGCUAUUGUUUGUGAUGUCUGGUAUCUACCACCCAUGCGUAGAGCAGAAAAUGAGAGUGCUGCAGCAUUUGCAAAUAGAGUCAGAGCCCUCAUUGCUCAUCGUGGUGGGUUUGUUGAGUUGGCCUGGGAUGGAUCUAUCAAACUGGCCCAAGGGUCCAUAGAUGGAUGGAAAGAGAAGCAACAGCAACUAAGGCAACGGCAACAGAUUCAAUAUGCAAGAAAUCUAAGCCAAAGUGAUGAUGAAAGUGUAAUUAAAGCAGCAUAAUAAGAGCGUAUGUUAUAUUUCUUUUCAUUCAGUGUUUUAUAGAAUUUGUGUAAAUUGUUAGUCUAAAUGUAAUUAUAUGAACUGUGUUCUCUAUUCAAAUAUUUGUCUUGUAUCUUAUUUAUGAAUUUUGUUGCUUUAUAAUCCUUACAUAGAAAUCCAAAUCAGGUGAUGCUCUGGCUUUAUAAUCCUUACUUAGAAAUCCAGAUCAGAUGAUAAUUAUCAGAAUAGGACAAGGCAAUGUCCUUUACAUAUGAAAUAUAUUUUGAAUGGUAAAUCUGUUAUCUUUUCUAUGCACCCAAAAAUUACCACUAUCUGAUGUAGGAAACACUUUUGUAUCUGGUCCUAAUGUAAUUGAUGUUUCAUUAUAUACAGUACGUACUUUAUAAUUAAUGAAAACUUAUUCCGACAAUAAUAAAUAAUUGUAUUGUAGAAGAUUC
Macrobrachium nipponense is the source of this 2255-nucleotide messenger RNA. Its product is annotated as glycerol-3-phosphate acyltransferase 3-like. Gene Ontology annotation, cellular component: endoplasmic reticulum. The transcript is spliced from 10 exons. The coding region runs from base 424 to 1818 and encodes 464 amino acids. Gene Ontology annotation, molecular function: glycerol-3-phosphate O-acyltransferase activity. The record is from RefSeq and is a predicted model, not a curated record. NCBI's taxonomy places the organism in Eukaryota, Metazoa, Arthropoda, Malacostraca, Decapoda, Palaemonidae. Gene Ontology annotation, biological process: triglyceride biosynthetic process.